AUGAAGGAGGUCACACGAAAGAUGAUGACCGACGUGGCCGUCUUCGCCAUGAGCCAGGUUGCUUUCUACUACGCAUUCAAAUAUGUCAUGUCCUCUCUCGAUCCAAAUCGACAGAAGCGACAGGACUCGAAAAAGGUUGCCGACGCCAAGCUGGGCAAGCUCGGGUUACGCGGCAAGGACCUCCAGCUCAACGAAUACGAGGAGCAGAUCUCUGCCGAGCUCAUCCUCCCCGAAGACAUCCCUGUCGACUUUGCAUCCGUCGGAGGCCUGGACGGAAUCAUUUCUUCAUUGCAAGAGAGCGUCAUUGCGCCACUGUGCUACCCGGAGCUCUUUGCCAACGCGAGCGGUCUGCUGGGAGCACCCAAGGGUGUGCUGUUGUAUGGACCACCAGGAACGGGCAAGACGAUGCUGGCUAAGGCUCUAGCAAAGGAGAGCGGCGCCACUUUUAUCAACAUGCACGUAUCCACUCUCACUAACAAAUGGUUCGGCGAGUCCAACAAGCUGGUAGCCGGCUUGUUCAGCUUGGCGCGCAAGCUCCAGCCUUCCAUCAUCUUCAUCGACGAGAUCGACAGCUUCCUCCGCGAGCGUGCCUCGGGGGACCACGAGGUGACCGGCAUGAUGAAGGCCGAAUUCAUGACCAUGUGGGAUGGCUUGACCUCCUCCACCGAUCGCAUCAUGGUGCUGGGUGCCACUAAUCGACCCAACGACAUUGACUCGGCCAUCCUUCGUCGACUGCCCAAGCGCUAUGCAGUCUCGCUGCCCAACGCAGUGCAGCGUGAAAAGAUCCUCUCUCUCAUGCUGGCAGCUACACCCCUCGACUCCAACUUCAAGAUGGCCGAGCUGGUCAAGCGCACCGAAGGAUACAGCGGCAGCGACCUCAAAGAGCUUUGCCGGAACGCAGCUAUGAGGCCCGUGCGCGAGUUCCUGCGCAGCAAGCAAGGUAGAGAGUCGGUGGCCGAAAGGAGACGUCUCGCAGCGGCGGGUGUAAGUCUGAAUGGAAAGGCGAGCAGCGACGCUACACCCAACGGCACCCUUACCCCUUCUGAAGGUGACGUGGUAGCACCGGCUUCGCCUGCAUCCAAGAUCGAAUCGAGACCCCUCCGGAACUCGGACUUUUUCGUGAUUGACUCUGCGGCGACGCCGGUGAACGGAUCAAGAUCAACGCCCAUGGCAGUCGAUGAAGAGCCCUUGGAUUGA
Molecule: messenger RNA, 1197 nt
Organism: Sporisorium graminicola
Lineage: Eukaryota; Fungi; Basidiomycota; Ustilaginomycetes; Ustilaginales; Ustilaginaceae
Exons: 1
Coding region: 1-1197 (398 amino acids)
Cellular component (GO): mitochondrial outer membrane
Molecular function (GO): ATP binding; ATP hydrolysis activity
Source: RefSeq, a predicted model, not a curated record